UUUAGUUGUCGGGGUCGCACGGCUACGCGCUGGAGGUGAGGAGAAAAAGCCCUGCUAUCCGCCUAGAAGCCGCUUCAUAUUAGAGCAUCAGGCAGCGGGGGGCUGUGCUUGCGAGCCCUCGUUGAUGGCGAGGCUUGAAAAGCUGUUCACCGCGCGCUCCAUCAUUGGUCGCUUCCACCAAACGGCCUCACCUUAAGCUUGAGCACCUGCAGAGGCCUCAAGACGGAAAAGACAUAUAAUCGCUUGCCGCAUUCGACUCAUGGAAGCUGCAGAAAGCUGUCUAGACGCAAAAACCACCCCACCAGUCCAUCAUGGAACCUCCACGCCUUCUACCAGAGCGAUGUGUCAUCAUAUGUGCGUUUGUUGCCAGCGGGAAAACGUGGCUCACGACAAAUUCAAAAAAUCUCGGCCUAUCCGGGUUUAAUGUAUUGGAUCUGGAUUCGUCGGUGAUCCCCAAAGAGAACGGGCAGCGCGCAAGCAACUUCAAGGAGCUGUACAUGGCAAAAGUGAGGGAAUCAAUAGCGCCAAACACAAUCGUCUUGAUAUCGACGCAUGAGGAAAUACGGUCGGCUCUGGUUGAAGAGGGUCUUAACUACGCUCUGGUUUACCCGGUUCGCGAUCUAAAGGGGGAAUGGAUAAGGCGCUUGCGGUCUAGAAAGUCUCCCGAGGGCCUGAUCGACAUUGUUCAUAAGGACUGGUCAAGCAUGCUAGAUGAAUGCGAGAACCAGGGCGGCUGCUCACAUUAUGCUCUGGAAAAGGGACUAUAUUUAUCGGACAUGAUUGGGAAUAUUAUGGAAGGGAUGCUUCCAGGGACCUGUUAAAAGACGGAAAAUGACUGCUUCACGGCAUACAUCACGACGUCAUGCAUGAAUGAUUAAAUUUUAUGGUCACAAGUUCAUAUACAUAAUGUUACAAUAGAAGCAUUUGACACGAG
Messenger RNA from Trichoderma asperellum CBS 433.97, 934 nucleotides. RefSeq lists its product as uncharacterized. The record is from RefSeq and is a predicted model, not a curated record. NCBI's taxonomy places the organism in Eukaryota, Fungi, Ascomycota, Sordariomycetes, Hypocreales, Hypocreaceae.